Messenger RNA from Fusarium pseudograminearum CS3096, 1299 nucleotides. It is a transcript of the gene TRI8, whose product is annotated as TRI8. NCBI's taxonomy places the organism in Eukaryota, Fungi, Ascomycota, Sordariomycetes, Hypocreales, Nectriaceae. Gene Ontology annotation, molecular function: triacylglycerol lipase activity. Gene Ontology annotation, biological process: lipid catabolic process. The coding region runs from base 1 to 1299 and encodes 432 amino acids. The transcript has a single exon. The record is from RefSeq and is a predicted model, not a curated record.
AUGGUUCUUGAUCGUUUGUUGUUUCUUCUGAGCUUGUGGCUGGGCUUUGUUGGCGCCACUCAAGCUGCGUUAUCAGAACCUAUUCCGCCUAGCAAGGACCCGUGGUAUACUGCACCUCCUGGAUUUGAGAAUGCCGAGCCUGGAACUGUCUUUAGAGUGCGGCCUGCGCCUGGAAACUUGACCAGCGUUAUCGGCAAUUGCUCUGCUUCUUACAACAUCCUCUAUCGUACGACCGACAGCCAUUUCAAGCCUACUUGGGCCGUCACCACUCUUUUAAUCCCCAAACUGGGCCCAGAAAGUCUUGCGCAGCAGAAGUACCAACAAAGCGCGCUCAUGUCAUUCCAAGUGCCUUAUGACUCCCCCGAUGUCGAUGCCAGCCCUAGUAACGCUAUGUACGACGCGAGCGAUUUUUUUUCGAAUUAUUAUGGAGCUGCUCUAGGUGAAGGUAUCUUCGUUUCUGUUCCGGAUUAUGAGGGACCCUUGGCUGCUUUUACCGCUGGCCUCAUCUCUGGAUAUGCUACUUUGGACUCAAUUCGCGCUAUUCUGUCGCUCGGUCUUGGCUUCAACACGAUCAACACGCCCAGUGUUGCCCUUUGGGGCUAUUCUGGCGGUGCGUUUGCCACCGAAUGGGCAUCGGAACUUGCAGUACAGUAUGCACCCGAGCUUGUAGCAGGACCCGUUAUUGGUGCUGUGAUGGGAGCCCCGUUGCCCAAUAUCACUUCAUGCAUGCGCGAUGUCAAUGGAGGACCUAAGUCCGGUCUGGUGGUAAACAUGCUGCUGGGCCUUACGAGUCAAUAUCCUGAUGUCCGCAAGCACCUUGUAUCCAAACUCAACGAUGAUGGCCAGUACAACAAGGCUGACUUUCUCGCUGCUGAGCGUUUUACUAUCGGCGAAGCGCUUAACACCUUUUCUGGCAACAUCAACAAGUACUUCCAGAAGGGGACUGAUAUUCUCAGCGACCCGAAGAUUACAGCUCUUAUCAAUCGGGAGGGCGUUUUGGGAUAUCACGGCACCCCCAGAUGGCCCAUGUUUAUUUACCAAGCUAUCUCUGACGAGGUCACGCCGAUUGCUGCUACCGAUGCCGUAGUCGAGAGAUAUUGUUCGGUGGGGGCCGACGUUCACUUCGAAAGGAACACUCUCGGCUCGCACGACGAGGAAGCCAACAAUAGCUAUGACGCGGCUUUCCAGUGGCUUUUGAACACCUUCUCUGGCCAGCGUGACACAAAUGGUUGUGUUAUCAAGGACGUGACGAGAGACGUGACGGGAGACGUGACGAGAGACGUAACACGAGAGUUGUGA